Messenger RNA from Chelmon rostratus (copperband butterflyfish), 5036 nucleotides. RefSeq names its product catenin delta-1-like. Gene Ontology annotation, biological process: cell-cell adhesion; cell-cell junction assembly. Gene Ontology annotation, molecular function: cadherin binding. The coding region runs from base 450 to 3206 and encodes 918 amino acids. The transcript has 22 exons. The record is from RefSeq and is a predicted model, not a curated record. Gene Ontology annotation, cellular component: cytoplasm; nucleus; plasma membrane. NCBI's taxonomy places the organism in Eukaryota, Metazoa, Chordata, Actinopteri, Chaetodontiformes, Chaetodontidae.
ACGGGCUUGCUCAUAUCAGUCCGUGUUUGUAUUAUCUUGGCAGUAAUACAAGGGCUUUAUUCCCUGUAAGGCUACGGGCUUCUGAGCGUCUGGGUCUGUCCAGAAACUUGUGACAAACACCUGUAUGAGAAGAGGAAGUCCGUGUGCGCCGUCUUUACGGUAAAGCCGCUGGUUGAUCCCGCCCUCUCUUUGAUAGAAAACUCGGUGAUGUCGCUUCGUCUUUAACGAGCUUGACCCAGAACCCAGGGAAGGAGGGGGAAAGAGAAAACACUAAAAACGGAAUAGUCUGGAAGGGGUCGGGGCAGGCUUUCCACGAGCAGUCCAUUCCUCCCUGUUUCUGGGCUUGGUGGUUCAGUGACCUUCUACCCAUGAGCAACUAGAGCUCAGCCUCUGACCUUGGCGUGAUCUCUCACCUCUACUACCAAACCACGCCCACAGGUGAAGUGUGUAUGGAGCAGUGUGAGAGCGCAGCGGCUCUGCUGGAGUCGGUCAGGGAGCAGGAGGUGCAGUUUGAACAGCUGACCCGGGCGCUGGAGGAGGAGAGGAGGAGAGUGGGCCUCCCUGCCACCAGCCCCUCGGCCCUGGGUCGCCCCCUCCCUCACACACAGAACGGGCGUUUAGGGGAUGCAGACAUAGAACGACUGAAACUGACCGACUCAUACAUAAACGGCACACAGUACAGAAUGGUGGACCCUGCACACGGCGCUCUCGAUGAGAGCUACACACCAGAGGACGACUCCCAGGAAGUACACUCAGUCUUUUCUGAUGAGGGAACCACACGACGGUCAGACAAUGGGAUGAAGAAACCAAUCUCACGCACAGUUCUGCCAUCUGACUCGAUGUCUAUUGACGGAGGUUUGUCGGUGUCCGGUAUGGGUGGCUACAGCGCCACACUGGACCGCCCUUACAGGCAGCCUGGAGCAACAGACUACCCCACGGCCACAGUGCCAAGAAACUACCACUACGGUCCCGUUGGGGGUUACGAUGACUACCGGGGUGGCCCACCGUCAGAGGCAUACACCAGCCUUAGCAGGGGCUCACACAUGGACGACCGCUACAGGCCAGUCGAUGGCUACAGGACCCUGGACUCAGGGUACCGGGCCCCAAGCCGUCAGCAGCUUGACCCGUAUGCAGCCCAGCCCCAGGUGAGCCGGGGAAUGAGGGCCCUGGGCUCGGCAUUGGAGAUGCGGUAUGGCCAAGGCCACUAUGGUCUCGAGGAUGACCAGUGUAGUGUGGGAUAUGAUGACUAUGGCAUGGGGCCUCCACCCAUGCACCCUGGAGGCUACGGUACCAUGCCACGCCUGGGACCCGGUGCUGGGGGUAUGGACAGACGAAGACUCAGAAGCUGUGAGGAUACUUUGGAUGGUGACAUGGUAGGAGUUGACCCUUAUGCCUGGGGCGUUCCCAUGACGAUGGAGAGGGGGAGCAUGGCUUCACUGGACAGCACGCUAAGGAAGGGUCCUCCCACUUCAUGGAGACAGCCGGAGCUGCCGGAGGUCAUUGCCAUGUUGAACUAUCGCCUGGAUCCUGUCAAGACCAACGCUGCCGCCUUCCUCCAGCAUCUCACAUUCAAAAAUGACAAGGUUAAAUCAGAGGUGCGUCGCCUGAAGGGCAUCCCAGCAUUGGUGUCACUGCUGGACCACCCUAGCAAGGAUGUGCACCACUCAGCCUGUGGAGCACUAAAAAACAUUUCAUAUGGGAGAGACCAAGACAACAAGAUUGCCAUCAAGAACUGCGAUGGAGUGCCUGCUCUGGUCAGGUUACUGAGAAAAACCCGCGACCAGGACCUCACUGACACUAUCACAGGCACCUUGUGGAACCUCUCAUCCCACGACUCCGUAAAGAUGGAGAUCGUGGACCACGCCCUGCACGCCCUAGCCGACGAGGUGAUUGUUCCGCACUCCGGCUGGGAGCGAGGGAGCAACGGAGAGGAGAGCUGCAAACCACGCCAUCUGGAGUGGGAGACCGCCUUGACCAACACAGCUGGCUGCCUUAGGAAUGUGAGUUCAGAGCGCAGCGAAGCCAGGCGAAAGCUCAGAGAAUGCACGGGAAUGGUGGAUUCACUCAUGUACAUUGUCCAAUCACAGAUCAACCGCAAAGAUGUGGAUAAUAAGUUGGUGGAGAACUGUGUCUGCCUCCUGAGGAAUCUGUCCUAUCAGGUUCACCGUGAAGUCCCCGGCAGCGAGCGCUAUGCAGAGACCACGCCCCUCAACCAGGGGCCGACUCCUGCUAACAAAGGCGGCUGCUUUGGCUCUCGAAAGGGCAAAGAUGAGUGGUUUUCCAAAGCAAAGAAGGAUGGAGAUGAUGGCAGUGGAGAUCAGGUUGACAUUCCAAAGAGGACAACACCUGCCAAAGGUUACGAGCUGUUGUUCCAGCCGGAGGUGGUUCGUGUUUACACGUCGCUGCUCAGAGAGAGCAAGAACCCCUCGGUGCUGGAGGCUGCUGCCGGCGCCAUCCAGAACCUGUGUGCUGGCCGAUGGACUUAUGGUCGGUAUAUCCGGGCCACGGUGCGCCUGGAGAAGGGCCUCCCUAUGAUGGCAGAGCUGCUAGCUCAUGGCAAUGACCGUGUGGUUCGGGCAAUGUCCGGAGCCUUGAGGAACCUCGCCAUCGACAACCGUAACUGCGAACUGCUCGGUUUGCAUGCAGUGCCUCACCUUGUGGCCAACUUGCCUGGAGGCCAGAGUCAGUCUGGGCGCGCCCUGUCAGAGGAGACAGUGGUGUCUGUACUGAGCACGCUCGCUGAGGUGCUAGGCAACAGUCUGGAGGCAGCAAAGACCCUCCGAGCCUCGCAGGGCAUUGAGAGACUGGUGCUUAUUAACAAGGACGGCAAGCGCUCUGAUCGUGAGGUGCGGGGGGCCGGCCAGGUGCUGCAGCUCAUCUGGGCCCACAAAGAGCUGCGCCGGCCGUUGGAGAAAGAUGGCUGGAAGAAGACGGACUUCAUGGUCAACCUCAACCCCAACAGCACCACCACCAAUGGCCCGAGCACCAGAGCCAACGGCACCUACGAGGACAGCACCACGCCACUGCUGGACAGAGGAGAAAAGAGGGACAUGAUUCCACUAAAUGACCUCGGCCCUGAGGCCUACUCUACACUGGACCAGAGGGAGAGGAGACACACUCUGGAUGAAACCACAGACACUUUACCGCGAGGGGUGUAUGGGGGCAGAAAGGGUUCCUUGCCCCUGCUGGACUCCUACGAUGGUUAGCCCCCCCCCCCCUCCCCUCUACCCUCCCUCUGCAUGUAACAGCAUGAAAAACUGAUAGUGUGCAUCACCCAGACUGGGCCAUCCCUGCCCUACCACUGCUACUGAGGAGAGAAGAUCCAGAUGCACAGACUCUCUCCCUCUCUCACCCCCCUCUUCCCCUCCCCUCCCCUCCCCUCCUCUCUUUCUCUCUAUCACCACACAGAUGGGAUUAGAAGAUGAGGGUUGGCAUCCAAAGAAAGUGGCUGUGUUGCAGGCGAAACGUCUCAUGCAACACGCACACGUACAGACAUACACACCUACUUUUUACGAAGUCAUUCAAUUGUAGCAACAGAAAUAUAUAUUCCUUUUUUUUUUUAUUAUAAUUCUUCUGUAAAGGCAAUCACCUUUGUUGACAAUCAUUUAAUUCUGGUGUUGUCAUCCUGCUUGUUUUUGUUUUUUCUUUCUUUUUUUUUCUCGCUAUUGUCAACAUUUUGGUAAAUUUUGUCAGGGUCGACACGUUGCUGCCAACACCCGCAUCCUAACAAUGAAUUUGUACUUCUAUGUAGGGUAUAUACUGUAUAUAAAAAGAAGAAUGGGAUGACUGCAUUAGUUUUGGCUCAUUAAUUUAAAUCGUCCCUUUACUGGGAUCGUUGGGAGGUUGGGACGAGCCGGCGGACCGACGGCCGCCCUGUAGUUUGAGAAUGUUGUUUAUAUCGGAGUUAUUUUCCUGUCUAGAGUUAUUUUCUCUCUGUUGGGACGAGCACAAGCGUAGACAAGAAAGGGCAGGUGUGUGUAUAUUUGUCAUACAGUUAACCUGUGGCCGUGUGUGUGUGUGGGAAAAAAAGAAUAUGGACCUUGGAGUGAGUGUGUUUUUGUGUGUGCGUUUGUGUGUGUGUGUGUGUGUGUGCACAGACCAGACCCAUGAGACCACAUGUUGAUUAUUUAAUCUGCUCAUGUUGUUUUUAUCUUGUGCUCCUCCACCUGUGACUAAACAUCCUUUUCAUGUACCAACUGCCUCUUUUUGUUUUUUAUACCGUUUUUUUUUUUUUUUUUCUUUCUUCCCAUGACAAUUUGAGCUGCUGCGUUUUGACUUUUCUGUCUGGAUUUAGUCGACCAGACCAGUACAGCACAUCAAACUUGGUACUCAAAUAUGAAGCUGGGAACAUAACACUAAUAAACAACUAAAACAUGACAUCCUGCUUCAGAAAACUUUCCCCUACCUACUGUUACAGAUUUACACUAUACACACAAGCUUAUUCUAAGCUAAGCUUCAGCUUAUUCUUCUUUUAGAAAGCAACUAUCACUUCAGGAGGAUCUUCGGAGGAAUUAUCUCUACUUUAAAAAAAAAAAAUCACUACUUGCUGUUUUUUUGUUCAUAUUAGCAUUUUUGAUGUGCUUAACUAUGGGAGGCUUCUUCCCUCAGAGGAGACUCGAGUUUUAACAGACAGUUUGAGGACAGAAACUGACGCUUUCAUUUAAGUUGGGAGUUGGACGAAAAGCACAUUUUGUUCUAUGAUCCAUUUGUUUUGACCUUUUUUUCCACUUUUUGUCUGGUUUGUUUGUGUUUUAUUUCGGGUUUUGUAUGUGUGGGAGCAGUGGGUGAGAGCAUUAUGCAAGUUGUUCAACUUUUUAGUCCCAGUUUUACCGCCGAGUUGUUUUUAAGGCAAAAGAGACCAAUCAUCUUUGUUUUUUUACUCUCCACACACAGUAUAUUUGUCAUGUUGCCUAUCCAUGUAAAAUUAUGAUGUACCAUUCAUACCUGCCUUGGCUCUGAGAAGUUGCUUUUUUCAGUAAAGUAUGUAACUGGUAAUACUGUUGUUUUUAUAAAUAAAGAUCUUUUCUUAGACAAGA